AUGUGCCUAGAAUGGCCCGCCUUGCUGCAGGCCUUGUGGCAGCAAGCCGCAGGCCCUGGCUGGCUCUACAGCACAUCGGGCGGGCGGUGGUUCGUGACGGAUCGCGAGGAAGGGGUCGCCUCCAACACCGGGCUCCUGGCCUCCAAUGCCCUGCAUCAGGGCCGGCUCCCCCAGGAGACGGAGAAGUGGCAGGAGUUUGUGGAUGGGGCGUGGCAACUGGCACCUUCCGUCCUCGUAGUUGCAGAUGUGGAGUGCCUUCAUAUCAGGGGCAUCUCCAUGACGGCCGAGACGGAGGGAGACCUCGAGGAAUUUAUGCUUCAUUUUGUGACGUUGCUGCAUGAGAGAGUGUCUACGAAAGCGGCCGUACACACAGUCGGCUCCAUGUUCAUGCCCAGUGAGCCAUGCCGGCUGCCCUGGCUGCAUGUGCGCACUGUGCAUCAGAGGCCACGGACAGAUUCGGCUUUCAGUGGCGCUACAACGAAUCGGAUGUCUCGGCUUUCUGCUCUGAUGCUGCUGCAGCGACGAGGCAAAGGGAGGCUACGUGCAGUCCGUGCUGGCAACCCACAGAGACGAGAGGCCAGAUCUUCCACAGUGGCUCACCAGAAGGUGGCUCUGGUGAUUGGUUUCAUUGGCUCCAGAUACCACGGAUUGCAGAUCCACUAUGACGAGGAGGUCACCCAAGCUGUGACCAUCGAGUGGCUCCUGCGAGGGGCCUUGUUGUCCUCCGGCGCUCUGGAGGAAUCCAAGGCAACAAGCCUAGAGCGCAAUGCAGAAUGGAGGCACUCCAGCCGCACAGAUGCUGGUGUCCACGCUUGCAGACUGGUCAUCACGGCUCGUUUGGCUGUGGGGCGACCGGAUGAAAAGGGACACAGCCGAGCUGAUGUGAGGGCACGAGACGACCUACUGCCAGAUGAUGUAGUGGUGUUUGCUGCCCGGCUGGUUCCCGCAACCUUCGACGCUCGGUAUUCCUGCUCUUGGCGUGAGUACGACUACAUCCUACCUGCCAGUGUUUUGACUCACCAGGUGGCAAGACCAUGUCGAGCAGGAUUUCAAAGGCUGCAGAUCUUCGGUGCGAUGAUGGCAGGCCCUCCAAUCCGUGCACAGGCUGCUGCAAGUCUUUGUUGGUCGACACUGCUUCCACAACUUCACCCGUCUGCGCGGCAGCCGGAGCCGUCCACGACACUUGUUGGGACAUUCAUGUCAGAGAACCUACAAGUGGUCCAGCGGCGGUCGAAGUGCAAGGGAGCUUGCCUCGCUGCUCACUUGAGGGCAGGAGAGCCAACGCUGCACUCUGUGGACACCUUCCGCCGAACUGAAUCCAAACUUGAGGCGUGCGAUGCCCAAGUCUUGCAUCUCCCAGGCCCUGCAGAGGACUUCAUCCACAUUCUCUUGCAGGGCAACCGCUUCCUGUAUAAUCAGAUCCGGUACAUCGUUGGGGCUGUUGCAGCUGUCAGCGCUGGCUACUUGCCUGAGCCCUCGCUGCGGGCCGCACUGUGCAGUUCAGCCAGGUUCCGAUUCCCUGUCGCCCCAAGCUGCGGGCUGCUGCUGCGGUCCAGUGGCUUCACAGGCACCAGACAAAAUCCGUGCGAUGUCGCGAUGGACCAAGAGCAGGUGUUCAGUCGGAUGCUGCCAAUGACUACGCGGCUUUUGCUGGAUGGAUCUGCAUCAGCGGACGCGCAGGCCUUUGAAAAGCGGGUAUUUGCAGAAGCUGCAGCUAGCUGGCAGAAGGACACAGAGGAGAGCUUCCGGCUGUCCUUGAUGCGGGCUCGCUGUCCAGACGAGGCCUUGCAAGAGUUUUGCCCGGUGGCCUUGGCAGCUCUUUGCGUCCUUGGAGGGUUCUGCAUCGCCGGCGGUGAGAGUCAAUUCCUUGCCCACGCAGGUGCCGUGGGCGGCCUCGGUGAUCCUGCAUGGAAGAGGUAUUUUGUGGAAAAUGCCGUCGUUGAACCUCUUGCGUCAGCCAUGCCAACUUCAGUGUUUUUGCCACCUGGCCUCCUAGCCACACGGGCUGUUCUUGCGGACAAGACGCAGGAAGCAGCCUCGGUGCCGAUGGCGAGUCCGGGCUUUGUGUCUGUUGACAGGCCACUUGCGCUGACCCUCUUGGAGCGAGGCCUCUUUGUGGCACAGGCCGACCCGGCCCCGUGCCCAAAGCCGCGGAUCUCGGAUGUAGCUUGUGUUGCCAAGCUGGCUCGCAGCCCGAAUGGGACCGAAGUUGUCAGCAAAUUUCUCAGCUCCAACCCCACUGCAGCGCCAAUGCUGGUGUCGGCGCUUCUCCCCGAAGUGGCAUGCUUGGCCAGUCACCCCUAUGGCGCUGGCGUUGUCAGUGAGCUUUUCUGCCAUUGCCAGGACUUAAAGCUCAGUUCUGCCGUCAAUGCGCUGUCGAGCUGUUUGAAGGGCUCCUUGGUGCGCCUUACCAAAGACCGUUUCGGCUGCAGGGUCGUCCAGGCUGCCUUACGAGAGGCAAUGCCGGAAUUUCAGCAGUGUUUCGUUUCGGAGCUCCAGGGCCAAGUCCUCAGCCUCUGCCAGCACCUUCAUGCCAACUUCGUGCUGCAAAAGUGCAUUGAGCUGCUGGAGCCUCACUUGGCUGUCUUCAUGAUCACGGAGCUCAAGGACCAUGCGGUCUCAGUCGCGGUUCAUGUCUAUGGUUGCCGUGUCUUGCAGCGUUUGAUUGAGCACUGUUCGCGCGAGCCACAACUUAUCGAACUGGUUGACUCCAUGCUGGGCAACGCGGAGAAUGUCGAGAAGCUGCUGAAAGACCUCUUUGGCAGCAAUGUCCUCCGUGCUUUGCUGGUACAUGGCACCGUGCAUCAUGUGAAAGCGAUUUUGGAUGUCCUCGGUACCAACGUCCUCAAGUUUGCGAAGCACAAGCAUGCCUCACUGGUGUUCGAGCGGUGUCUGGAGGUGUCGAGCAGCUGCGAAGAACUUCGGCUGCCGCGGAAGCAGCUGAUGGCUCAGCUGAUUCAGAGCAACCUCUCGGGCAAAGCUCCCCUCAGCCAGGUUCUGUUGGAUCGCUUCGGCAACUAUCUGGCACAACGUGUGAUCCAGUGCUGCUGCAGCGACGAGGAGGAGAUGAUAGUGAAGCUCUUGGCGUCCUCCUGGCCGAAGCUGCAGCGCUCACCGGUGGGCAGGCACAUCAUUGUGGCGGCCACGCGAAGGCCGUGCAGUCGUCUGGCAGCUUUCGUCAGCGCUUCACCUGAGACUCCUGCUGCGUCGGGUGAAGAAGCACAGGACCUCUUUACUGCAAAGUUUGGUUCUGGCAUUCAGCAGAAUUAUCAAAGCUUAGCAACGCCUCGUCACGUUGACUUGGCACGGGCACGUUUGGAAUCCUGGCCGCUGUUAUCUCCGAGUGCAAGAAAAGAACGUGCAAAGCCCUCUAUGCAGCAGCCCGUGAAGGAGCUGCCAGUGGCACCCACGCUACUGACAUUCCUGCCUCCGCCAGGCUUUGAGCACUUCGUGCAGAAGACCUUGCCUGCAAAUGAUAGGCCUGGAGUGCAGCAUCACUGCUCGCGGAAUGGGGCCGAACAGCCGGAUGGCAGCGGCCAAACGUCUCCGAGCGACACGGGCCUCCGAAGUUCCGCUGCUCGCCCUGAAGCUGCCGGUACCGACAUCGCAGACUACAUCGUGAAGAUUAUCAGGACGGAAGUAGGGUCGGAGGGGAUGGUCCAAUGCUUGGCCAGCGCCAGUGCGCUGGGCCUUGCGGUGGCUGUCGCAGCUGUGCUCCCGGAGCUGCCGGACUUGGCAUGUGAUGUCCACGCGUCCAAAGUCCUCAUAGCGCUUUUGGAGCACUGCAGGGAUGUGUCACAAUAUCGGGUGAGACUCGUCCAACGCCUUCGUGGGCAUUUGCUCAAGCUGACGAAGGACAAAACCGGCUGCGUCGUGAUGCAGCGCAUGCUGGACGUAGCAGCAGUAGAGCUGCAAAGUUGCUUGCCCCUCGAACUGCGAGGCAAAGUGCUAGCAUGCAGCCAACAUUUGCACGGAAACUUCGUGCUGCAGCGAUGCGUGGAGGUUUUCCCGCCAGAGUCCCUUUCCUUUCUCAUCCUUGAGUUGAAGGGGCAUGCUGCCUCCGUCGCCACGCAUAUCUACGCUUGUCGUAUUCUGCAGCGCCUGGUGGAGCGUUGUCCAUCGCAUCCGGAGAUGCCGGAGCUGCUUCAGAGCAUCCUCCAACCCAUGGACCAGCUGGAGCGACUGUGUAAGGAUCCCUAUGGAAACAACGUCGUCCGCAGCCUCCUUCUCCGAGGAUCAGGAACUGCUGCGCGCUUCGUGAUCAACGCAAUCAGCACAGAUAUUCUGAAGUUCUCCCGGAAUCGACACUCCAGCUUGGUAGUGGAGCGAUGCAUCAUGGUGUCGAGUGAUGAACGUCAAGAGGAGUUCAGAUGCGCCAAGGGCUUAGAGGGCAACCAUCCCUUUGUUUGGAUCCCGGUAGUGCUGAAGUAA
Molecule: messenger RNA, 4431 nt
Organism: Symbiodinium necroappetens
Lineage: Eukaryota; Dinophyceae; Suessiales; Symbiodiniaceae
Source: the annotation of a GenBank genome assembly